AUGGUACCGAUCCUGUUCCUGACUCGGGCGGCCACACUCGUCCUGCAUGGAUUCGGUUGGCACCCCCAGUCCUUGGUCGAGACGAAGCAGAUGGAUCUUGUGAAUCACACAAUACCCAUGAACAAAUCGCUGCGGCUCAAGGCCCCCCAAAAGCCCUCGCUGAGCCUCGCUCCGCUGUCCGUGGGCCGUCGUGGGCGGUCGCCGGCCCUGCAUGUGGAGAGCGAGAGCCAAGGGCGUCAGGAAGGCCAGGAGAUGAUUGCCAGGGCGUCCCGGUGCACACUACUGAACCCUGUCUGCACCGGCAGCAGGUCGCGGUGGCAGAUGGCUGUUAAGCAUGGAUACCUCGAGCCUGAGCUGCAGCCCACUUUAGAAAGGACGAGCAGUGACGGGACUCGAAGCGAAUCGAAGAAAAGCCCAGGGCCGGCCCGGCUUCGCCCCCUGGCGGCGGAGCGCUCCUUGAGGCGAGAGUCUUCGGACUGCGACUGCCAGGUUUUGGGGGUCUUCGCUCUGCUCGCUGCAGAGGCGGAGCCCGCCGCUGAGGCACCACACGUGGUGGUCGCCGUGCGACUGCGGCCGCUGAGCAACAGCGACGUGUCACGGGCCCGGAUGGAGCUGACGCCCACGCAGCUGGAGUUGGAGUCCACGCAGCUGGAUACAGUGGUGUCGUGUGUUCUCGGAGUCGAGGACACCGAUGGCAUGCUGCAACUAGGAAUUGUCCAUGCUCUCGUGUUCGACGACUUCGUGAAGGUUGGCAAGACCUGCUUCGAGUGUCACGACACCACUGUGCGGUCGGCAUUGGUCGCUAGGCUUCAGAAGUACCGUCAGGGAAUGGGGACCCACGUCAAAUUGACGCGCCUCCCGGUGCUCUUCGUUUGCAAGUCGGAGGCUCACGCGAAGCUGCUCGAGCACUACACGCAUUGCUUCAUGCGUGAGACCUGGCCCGAGAGCGUCUUGUCCUUGCCCUCUGACCCUGGCACCGAGAGUGGCCAAGAGACCUACAAGCUCGAGUGGCUCUCGACGAUCGUGGACGUGCUGCAUCGAAGCUCCCAGAGGAGCGUGAGUCAGCUGACUGCUGGCAAGAGCCUGAUCUGCCAGAGGCAACAGAAACGAUACAAUGGACGUGAUUCCUUACAAGGGCCAGGCUUGCCUGCAAGGGUGAAGCUCUGGAUGUUCUUUUCCUUCGAACACCGCUACAACUUUGACCACGUCUUCGAUGAGGAUACAACUCAAGAAGCGGUGUUCCUGACUCUCGGACAGCCGCAGCUCGCAAAGGCUUUUGAGGGCUACAACAGCACGAUUUUCGCUUACGGCCAGACUGGUAGUGGGAAGACAUACACUAUGCUGAAUGUUGAGAGCGACCGAGGUCACAUUGAUCUGGGCCUCAUUCCGAGGAUGAGCAGCAGCUUGUUCCAGCGAGUUGCCGAGGCAAGCAACUUGAGCAAGACAAAUCGGUUUUUGGUGCAAUGCAGCUUCCUGGAAAUCUACAAUGAGGUCAUCUACGACCUGUUGACACCGCGGAGUCGUGCCAAAGGCAAGGGAUUGGAGAUUCGGGAGCAGAAGGGACUGGGCGUUUACGUGAAGGAUCUGACCGAAGAGGUGGUGGAAACUUCUGAUCAGAUGAAUCGCCUGAUACGCGAAGGUUUCUCUCAGCGUACUACGACAACAACAAGCAUGAACGAAAGAUCAUCCCGGUCUCACUGCGUCUUCACGAUCUGUUUGCAUCACCACGAUCUGUCAGACAGCUCCAGGAACACCAUCUCCAAGCUCAACCUCGUGGAUCUGGCUGGCUCCGAACGCAAUGAUUCAGAAGAGCGGAGUCAGGUAAAGGAAGGCGCCAACAUCAACAAAUCCCUCAGCGCGUUGAGCAACGUGAUAAAUGCCCUGAGCUCCAGUACUGGUGGAAGGCGUCGCGCCUUUGUGCCGUACAGGGACUCCAAGUUGACACGGGUUCUGCAGGAGAGCUUGGGUGGCAAUGCCCUUUGCACCAUGAUCGCAACAAUAAGCCCAGCAGAGAACAACCUGGAGGAAUCCUGGUCGACUUUGCAAUACGCAAAGCGGGCCAAAACCAUCCGCGUGGUUGCGACCCGCAACGAGGAGACCAAGCAACGUCAGCAACUGGAGAAGGAGGUGGAAGCCUUGCGCCAACGAUCGCUCGAUGAGGCAGGGCCAGUUGACGAGUUGGAAGAGAAACAUCGCGCCGAGAUCGAGGCUCUUGAAGCCUUCAUGCGGCAGACGUGGGAGGACAAGCAGCGUCUCUCCAAAGAGCACGAAGAGCAGAGGGAGCGGGCUCGGCUCGAGGUCCAGAAGGCCCUGGAACAACGACGCGGCGAAUUUCGCCGCAGGCUGGAAGGUCUGGAGAAACUUCAAGACAUCUCGGUGACUUUGCAGUCCUUCGUGGCAACGGGAACUGCCUCAGAGCUUUGUCCCGGCUGGCCGGACAGACUUGUUUCUACUUUGCGGUCUGCGACACUCCAGUCCCAGCUCCGGUCUGCCCGACUCUACAAAGAAGGUGUGGUGGCCGACUUCCGUCAACUCUUGGCGCGGGACGCCGACGAUGCAACGGCAGCUCUUCUACUCAGCCAGGCGGAUGCUAAGCUUCAGAUCCUGGCCAAGGAACUUCACGCAUUGCAGUCUGCCGAAGCAGACUUCAAAGGUCAGAUGUGCACUGUCAGCGCGGAGAUUGCCAUCAAUCUGCAUGAGGCGCGAGACACUCGCACCUGCGAUGACGGGGAGGCGCAAGUCACUGCUGAGGAGCGUUUGGCUCUCCUUGCACUGGUGCGAGAACAGCUCCAUCAACACUACAGGAGCUUCUCCGAAGACUUCCUGAAAGAGGUGGCAUCCCUGAGCCUGGCAAAGGACUUGUCUCUCGUGAACGACCGUUGCGGUGCCGCAGAUCCCGUCCAUGAAGUGGAGGGCUGUGGGGCGGACAUCUUGCCGCUGCCACUAGGACUGGCCGCGUGUGAUGUGGAGGACAACAGCCUAAGCGCUUCAUCGAACUCUCACUUCGCGAGCUGUGCCAGGCUGCAUCGCAGCCUUUGCAUGGGUGGCUGGAAUGCCUCCGAGGCCACAAAGGACGAAUUCCUGGAGGUCGACCUGUCGACGGACGGCUGCAACCAGCAGGUCCUAGCCGGCGUGGCGCUGCAGGGAAGACUUCCCUGCAGCGGGCAUUGGCAGCAGACCCACAGCCUUCUGAAGACGGCGCUUGGCGAUCACGAGGCUCUGCGACCUACCACGGAGCGCACCUUCCUGCGGCCUCCCGUGCGCUGCGUCAUCGAGGUAGCCACGGCAUUGCAGAGCCGCAGCGGAUCAAAGACCACCUCGAAGGAGCAGGAGGCCAUUGACUAUGCAGCCAUGACCAAGGAGGCAAAGACAGAUUUUCUGACAAGGCUCAUCCAGGAAGCAGCGCGCUUCUUCAAAGAUGUGAUGGGUCCCGGAAGCGCCAGAGAAGCGGCGCCGCCGCAGGGUCUGAGCUCCGACGGCCAGGCGGAGGGCCCGGAGCCCCUGAAGCUCACUGCCCAAGAUGUUCUUUCUGGAAGGAAUUGCGGGGAGACCAACCGCCUGUUGCAGCUGCUGGCCUGGCGAUGCCUCGGUGAGGAUGCAACGGGCCAGUGGACGCGCCAGUUUCGCCUUCAGUAUCAUGAACCCCAGAAAGGGUGGCUGUGGUACGCCGGAGAUGAGGGCGAGCACGUGUUUGAGGCCAAUACUGAUGCCCACGCAGCACUUUUCGUGCAGCUGCCCCUGCCGGUUUCGGCAAGCAAGCUGCGCAUUUGCCCGUUAGCUUGGCACCGUCGGCCAGCGUUGCGAAUCGAAGUCUUCGUCCUGCCGUCGGAAGUCCGGCAACGAGCACCUGAAAUCUUCCAGGGCCUUCAAGCUCAGAUCCAGCUGGGAAAGCAGGCUGUCGGAAGAUUCAAGCUGAGGGUGGAGGCCAACAUGCGCGAGGACCAGCUUGCAAAAGAGCAGCAGGUGCACGAGCGUGGCGCGUUGCAGCGUCAACUGGAAGAGGCCUUGGCACGGGCAGCCGCGUCAGAGGCGCAGCUGCUUCGACUGAAGGCAGACAAUGAACGUUUGCAGCAGCAAUUGGACAUCCGCUCAGCAGAACUCUGCACUGCAGAGGAGGCUCGCCGCAGCGCCGAAGAGCUGGGUCCCAGGCUGGAGGAGGAGCUGAGCCGACUCCAAGGCAUCUCCGAGGACUUGCAAGAAGAGCUUGCUGUGGUCUGCGAGCAGAGGGACCUGGCUCGCGCCCACGAGGAAGAGCUCUUCUACGUCAUUUCCGGGAAGGACGAGGAGCUCUUGCAUGCGCAUUCGGCCUUAGCAGAUCUUGCGGAGCACAUGAAGGAUCGUCAGCUCGAGGAUGAUGCUGCUGAGCUUCUGGACAGUGAGAUCGCGGGUUAUGCGCAGCAGCUCCAGGACCUGACAGCCAAAGUGCAACAGCUGGAGGAGGAGAAUGCUGAGCUGCGGGCAGAGCGAGAUCGGACAAACCGCAAGCGCGAGAAGUUGGUCGAGCAGAAGCAGGAGCUGCAGGAGAAGCUGAAGCAGUCGGAACAAGCCAGACAGGCGGCUCGUGAUCGAGUGGAGCAAAUCCUGAAUAAGCGGGAAAAGAAAAGGAACAGUGGGGACAGCAAAGACGAUCGCGUGGCUGAGGACUUAUUGAGUUCGUUAUCGGAGCUGGGACCGCCGGAGAAACCCAAAAGACACCUUCAUCGUUCACGCACUGUUGGUUCCAUUGCGGGCGGAGGCGCCACCGCUGCUGAGGCGCUGGCCGACAUGAAGCCGGCAGAGCCAGGGCCUUCCAGCAUGCAAACACCUGCCGAGGCCAUGCUACCAGUCUUCGGCAUGCCUGUCCCGGCCGAGGAUGUCAGUGCUCCAAACACCGGACGAAGCCGCCGAAGCUCGCACUCGGGCAAGUCGGGCCGAUCUCAUCGCUCGAUGCACGAGGCCAAGCCGGUCGUCAGCGCCAACGAGCCGUUGCCCGCCUUCGGGGCUGAUCUACUCGAUGCUGGGUCCACGCACCGCCCUGCCAGUGCACACUCGCGGAAAUCUUCGGGCCACAGACGCUGA
Symbiodinium sp. CCMP2592 is the source of this 5058-nucleotide messenger RNA. The record is from the annotation of a GenBank genome assembly. NCBI's taxonomy places the organism in Eukaryota, Dinophyceae, Suessiales, Symbiodiniaceae.